Musca vetustissima is the source of this 1020-nucleotide messenger RNA. Its product is annotated as glutamate receptor 4-like. NCBI's taxonomy places the organism in Eukaryota, Metazoa, Arthropoda, Insecta, Diptera, Muscidae. The record is from RefSeq and is a predicted model, not a curated record. Gene Ontology annotation, cellular component: plasma membrane; postsynaptic membrane. Gene Ontology annotation, molecular function: transmitter-gated monoatomic ion channel activity involved in regulation of postsynaptic membrane potential; glutamate receptor activity. Gene Ontology annotation, biological process: monoatomic ion transport; modulation of chemical synaptic transmission; synaptic transmission, glutamatergic.
AUUGGUUACAGAAUUUCCCACCAUGAAUGGGAGAACCCCAACCCCUUGGUCGAGGAUCCCAAAGUAUUAGAAAAUAAGUGGCGAACCCGUAACACCUGCUGGCUUAUGAUUGGUUCCAUUAUGCAGCAGGGUUGUGAUUUGCUGCCAAGAGGUGCCCCCAUGUGCAUGCUCACCGCCAUGUGGUGGUUCUUUGCCCUAAGGAUGUUGAGUACUUACACCGCCAAUUUGGCUGCCGUCCUGAGUAAUGAAAUUAAACCCUCCAUCGAGAGCCUGGAGGAUGAGAUCGAUCAACAUGAAAUUAAAUUUGGCACCCUGGAAGGUGGCAGCAUGUUCUUUUCCGAGUCGAAUCUGACGAAUUAUAAGAAGGCUUGAAAUCAAAUGAAAUCCUUCGAACCUUCGGCUUUCACGAAGUCCAAUAAAGAGGGUGUGGAACGGAUGAGGAAAGGUGAGGGCAAGUAUGGCUUCCUGAUAGAGACCACAAGUACCGAACGGGAUUGCCAUCUCCAACAAAUCGGAGAUCAAAUUGAUGAGAAACAUUAUGGACUGACUGUACAGUUGGGCGCCGAUUAUAUUACAAAUAUAAGUGUUUCGAUUUUGAAACUGAGCGAAACGAAUGAGCUGUAUAAGCUGAAAAAGAAAUGGUGGAAAAAUCACAAUGUCACCAAUGAUGAUGAUGAGACCGAUCCGCAGGUCAUCGAUGUUGAUGAGUUUUCUCUGAACGAAUUGGGUGGUGUUUUCUUGGUAUUGGUGGGUGGCAUUGUGUUGGCCAUUAUUAUAGGGAUCUUGGAGUUUUUGUGGAAUGUACAAAAGGUGGCGGUGAGGGAGAAGGUUACACCCGGUGAGGCCUUUAAAGCUGAGCUAAGUUUGAAUCACGAAGAAAUCGAAUCGAAUCGCAUCUCAUCGAUACGCACGAACAGUGGCUCCCAGGUUUCCAAACGAUCGAAAUGCUCUAAACGUUCGAGAUCCCGUUCACGAUCCCACAGUAAGAGUCGUUCGAAGAAAUAUUCAACUUCGGGGUGA